GUUGCCUGAGCCGAGGUGAGCGCGGGGGCGCGGAGCCCAGCGCAGCCGCCGCGGGCGAGCGUGGGCGGGCGGAGGUGACAGCUCACGGGAGCGUCUCCAGGUGCGGGGGCGCCCCGCGCUCUCCACCAGCGCCACCUCUGCUGGCUCUCUGGGCAAGUUUGUGGUCCCCUUUUGCGGAAAUCUUGACCGAUCAGCCAGGAGUCCAGACGUGACGGUUAAUUGAAAACUCCUGCUGGGAAGGAGGAGGAGGAAGCGUGUCCAGCAUGAGAGUCGUCUUGAGGUCAGCGGUGGACUCGUGUACCUCUUUCUGAUCCAGGUUUCCACAGCUGGAUUGUCUACUAGGUCAAAUUGUCACCAAUGGCAGUAAAACUCGUUUUCGGGGGGUCAAGAUGGCAGAACUGAGGCACAGAGAGAUCAAGUAACAAACCCAAGUUCAUCUGGCUGGUCUCAUGGACUAAUUGGCUUUCGUUCAGCAGGAACCUAACAGACAAGUCCUUCUGCUGUGUAUCAAGACAAUGCUUGGUUGAAACACUUCUGAAAAUGAUCAAAGCUGUGUUGCAAUGUGACAUUGUCAGAGGAGGACAAACAGCUUGAGAAUUUCCUGUUAAUCACAUCACAGCUUGAAGGAAGCCCCUUUCCAUCAAGCGGGACUGCAUGGCCAGCAGUCCCCACUGAAGGGUUGACAAUGAGUGUCCCAGCAGCUCCUAAGAAAUCAUGUUUCAAUCAGUUGCGGGACAACAGAAAUGGUGCCAAGAACAAUAAUGAGAGCAUCCUAAGUCUGGGAGAUACAAAUGCCAAUCAAAUCAUGUUGGAGGUCAGCUCCUCUCAGGGUGAGUCCGAGACACAUGACCUGGUGGAUGAAAUUGGAAAUGCCAAUUCAAGUGGGCCAGAACACCACACCCACUUCCUUAAGGAACCUCACCAAUAUCAGGGCUUUGGGAAAGGACCUCAGGCUGCCUCCACCAGUUUGAAAGAUUUUAAACUUUCUCCGACCAUCCAGAGGGAGCUACAUGAAGAGCACACAAUGGAGAGAAGCACAGAUAUCCUGCAGAACCCUCGGAGUGUGCAGGGACCAAGUCUGUCAAGUUGGAGGACUGUAAUGGGUGAGGCUAGUCUAGAGGUUCUGGCUAAAAGGGAUGUUGAAAUUCCCAGGCACAUUCCCAAGGAUAAGUUGGCAAAGACCCUGGACAAUGAGGAAUUGAAAAGGCAUUCUUUGGAAAGAGCUAGCAGCUCUGCAGCUGCAUUUGGGAGCUUGACUCUGCAGCAUCAGCAGCCUGCACAACUGGAUGCCCUUGAGCCCCGGGGUCAUGUGCCUGGGGGUGGAGAAGGGCCACAGAGGACAUUGACUGAUCACUCUCCAGGGGCAGCUUUCCUUCCAACUGAUAAUACCUCAGAGGGAAAGAGUGUACGUCCUCCUAAACCAUCUACCUCAGAAGCCAAGGAGACCAGUCCCUCAGAGACCCAGACAGAGGGGGCACACAGACUGAAUGUUUGCCACGAGCACGCAUCACGUGCUGCCCAUCCAGACCCUGCUCUGAAUUCAACUUUGUCAUUGAAGGAAAUCUUGAGUUAUCCAGAAGCACAAUUAGGUCAGGGGAAGGGGGAACCAAAGCUGGAACUGAAAUAUGUUCAACCCAGGACCGGGCAGGAGCCAAAGUCGACCCAGGCAGGGGGUCUGGGGUGUCGCAAGGAAGAGAGUGUGUCACACCAAGACAGAAAGGAGUCACGUGGAGAAGCACACAAAGAAGCCAUGUUUGCAGUUAGCAACGCUUCAAAUAGCAGCCAGCACCAUCCUGGAGGGGGAAGAGGCAACAGCCAGGAGAAGACAGGAGUCGGUGCUGGGAUGGAGGAUCUUCUCCAGAUCAGCCCCAAACAGAGUCCUGCUUCCUUGGAAGUGGCUGGAAAUCUUCCCACUGGCAAAGUAUCACCAAGUAUAGGUAAGAAGUUGAAGGAAAUGACAUCCAGCAACUUUUUACCCGGUGAUGGCCACGUAGCUUUUGUUCCUAACGAUCUGACGGACAGCAAGCCCUUGGAUGUCAGCGAGGAGACAAAGAGGAUGGGCAGUGGGAACAGGGAAAGGACCAUGGUGUUGGCCUCAGAUCCUUCUCCCAGAGAGAGCAAAACGGAGUCCCCGAACCCUCAAAGCAGCUGCCUAGAAGCAGGGGGAAAAGAGACCACAGUACCCGUGGUGGAAAAUGGGAACCUUCCGGAAGAUGCAGCCAAGAGUGAAAUCACCCCAUCAAGAGCAGAGUCAAGUCUCAGUACCCCGGCUCCUCUCCACCCAGAGACAACUGUGAACACGACCCACCAGCCCACGCCACCCAGUAGCAGUUUUCAGGACCUUGGUGUGUUCAGUGUGAACGCAGGGUCACCCUCAGCAGUCCCACCCGCCACUGACAGUGUGCGGCUGCUCAACACAUCCCCAAAAGUGCCUGAGAAGAACACCUGCCCCAGUGGGAUCCCUAAGCCUGUUGUUGCACCUUCCAAGGACACACCUUCCUCAGAGGAAGGAAUGGAGAAGCAUCAGGUUGAAAAAACAGAGGAAAGGACAGACAUGAAGCCCGUCAUCGUGCCCAAGCCCAAGCCUGUGAGGCCCAAGAUCAUCACCUACAUCCGGAGGAAUCCACAAGCCCUGGGCCAGGUGGACACUUCACUGGUCCCUGUGGGGCUUCCCUAUGCCCCACCAGCAUGUAGCAUGCCUCUUCCCCAGGAGGACAAGGUGGCAAGUGGAGACCUUAAGCCAUCAGCUAACCUCUAUGAGAAAUUCAAGCCAGACUUGCAGAAGCCAAGGGUCUUCAGUUCUGGACUGAUGGUGUCUGGCAUCAAGCCCCCAGGACAUCACUUCAGUCAAAUAAGUGAAAAGUUUUUGCAGGAGGUGACAGACCACCCUGGAAAAGAAGAAUUUUGUUCUCCUCCCUACACUCACUACGAAGUCCCUCCGACUUUCUAUCGGUCAGCCAUGCUUCUGAAGCCCCAGUUGGGACUGGGUGCCAUGUCCCGCCUGCCCUCUGCAAAGAGCAGGAUUCUGAUAGCGAGUCAGAGGUCUUCAGCAAGUGCCAUCCACCCACCGGGACCCAUAACAACAGCUGCCAGUCUCUACAGUUCUGAUCCUUCAGCAGAUUUAAAGAAAGCUUCCAGUUCAAAUGCUGCAAAAUCCAGUCUACCGAAAUCCGGACUUCGACCUCCUGGAUACUCGCGUCUCCCAGCGGCCAAGCUGGCGGCCUUUGGCUUUGUCCGGAGCUCCAGCGUGUCCUCAGUUUCCAGCACCCAGUCAGCGGACAGCGUGCCACCCGAGCAGAGCCGGCCAGCCACCCGUUCAACCUUUGGGAAUGAAGAACAGCCAGCUCUGAAGGCAGCUCUGCCUUCUAAGGACACACCCAAGGGGGCCAGCCGAGUGACCCCUCCGGCAUCCUCCAGUGUGACAACACCCCGCAGGAGUUUACUUCCAGCGCCGAAGUCUACUUCUGCACCUGCUGGAGCAAAGAAAGAAGCACAAAAAGAUCAAGAUGCCAAUAAACCUACUGUUUCAUCUCCUAAGAGAACAGCAGCUUCUACCACCAAGCUUCAUUCACCAGGUUACCCAAAGCAGAGGACUGUGGUUCCUCGAAAUGGGUUUGCACCCAAGCCUGACCUGCAGGCCCGGGAGGCUGAGCGGCAGCUGGUCCAGCGACUGAAGGACAGGUGUGAACGGCAGGCCCGGCAGCUUGGCCUCAUUCAGGGGGAGCUGAGGAGGGCCAUCUGUGGCUUUGAUGCUUUGGCCGUGUCCACUCAACAUUUCUUUGGAAAGAAUGAAAGUGCCCUUGUGAAAGAAAAAGAGCUGUCAAUCGAACUUGCAAACAUCAGGGAUGAAGUUGCCUUCAACACAGCCAAAUGUGAGAAGCUGCAGAAGGAGAAGGAGGACCUGGAGCGGCGGUUCGAGGAGGAGCUGAGGAGGCUGGGCUGGCAGCAGCAGGCCGAGCUCCAGGAGCUGCAGGGGCGGCUGCAGGGGCAAUUCGAGAUGGAGAUGGCGCGCCUGCAGGAGGAGCACCACAGCCAGCUGCUGCGCAUCCGGUGCCAGCACCAGGAGCAGGUGGAAGAUAUCACCGCCAGCCAUGAGGCUGCUCUUCUGGAGAUGGAAAAUAACCACACGGUUGCCAUCGCGAUUCUGCAGGAUGACCAUGACCACAAAGUCCAAGAAUUGAUAUCUACCCAUGAACUUGAGAAAAAGGAAUUAGAAGAAAAUUUUGAAAAGCUGCGGCUGUCAUUACAGGACCAGGUGGACACACUGACCUUCCAGAGCCAGUCUCUGCGGGACCGAGCCCAUCGCUUCGAGGAGGCUUUGAGGAAAAACACCGAAGAGCAGCUGGAGAUUGCACUGGCCCCUUAUCAGCACUUGGAGGAAGACAUGAAGAGCCUGAAGCAGGUGUUAGAGAUGAAGAAUCAGCAAAUACACCAGCAGGAAAAGAAGAUUAUUGAGCUGGAAAAGCUGGCAGAAAAGAACAUUAUUCUGGAAGAAAAGAUCCAAGUCCUCCAACAACAGAAUGAAGACCUUAAAGCAAGGAUUGACCAGAACACAGUUGUCACCAGACAGCUGUCAGAGGAAAAUGCUAAUCUCCAGGAAUACGUGGAGAAAGAGACCCAGGAGAAGAAGAGAUUGAGCCGAACCAAUGAAGAGCUGCUUUGGAAGCUUCAAACUGGGGACCCAACCAGCCCAAUUAAACUCUCCCCCACAUCCCCGGUUUACCGAGGCUCCUCAUCCGGGCCCUCCUCCCCAGCCAGGGUCAGCACCACGCCCAGAUGACGUCACCACGCAGCCUUCGGGAGCUCAGGCUUCUGUCCACCCUGGGGAGUGCUGACCAUGUGCUGGCCAAGUGCCGGCGGCCGCCCUGCGCGCAUGCUCAGUAGCUGCAUAAUGCAUCCUAGGCAGCAUCCUCUUCUGACCCCUGUGUAAGACUGUCGUGGUGUUGGCGCUUAGGAAGGUGUAAACGGUAGAGUCUGAUGUGCAAAAACGUUUUACCAUAGUUAGAGCCAAAAGACAACUCCAAUUGUUCUUGAGUGAUGAACUUUCACUGCAGAAUUUCAGGUUAGUUUCAAAUAGCUCAAUUUUGAAUAUACAUUGAAUAAUCAUUGUGUACUGCACCGAUAUGUGUGUAUAUUUAGAUAUACGUAUAUACACAUGCAGCGGUUCUGAAUUGCAUUUUUUAUAACGUGAUUUGCUGACAUAUUUUAGUGAAGGUCAGCAGUUUUCUAACUUGUGCCUAAGAAUUAUUGGGAAAUGAAAAUGCAUUUCUAUCCAGCUUCCUAGGAAUAUUUCUACCCAAAAUAGAAAAAGGAAAAAAAAAAAAAAGAAACAGAGAAGAAGCGCCUUUUGAUCUACCACCAAGUGGUACUCUAACACAAACACCAGCGAUUUGUGAAUGAUAACUGCCUUUGGAACAAUUGGCUUCAUAGUCAACAUGAGUGAGGUCACUACUAUUCCAUCUGCAAGUUUUAGUUACAAAUCCUCCAGUUGUGAGUGGAUGAGGGAUAACAGUGGGAAGCCCCAAGGGGGUUGAAAAGUUUUGCCAAUGUUACUCAUGACAGUGACUCAUCUAUACAGUCUUGUGACACAA
Molecule: messenger RNA, 5591 nt
Organism: Marmota monax (woodchuck)
Lineage: Eukaryota; Metazoa; Chordata; Mammalia; Rodentia; Sciuridae
Gene: Mtus2
Product: microtubule associated scaffold protein 2
Exons: 17
Coding region: 686-4780 (1364 amino acids)
Cellular component (GO): nucleus; cytoplasm
Molecular function (GO): microtubule binding
Source: RefSeq, a predicted model, not a curated record